AACAAAUAGAGAAUUUAGUUUUUAAUUGAAUCAUGUCAACGAAUUAUCCAUAUGUAUACCAAAUAUGUUUAGACAUGGAACAAAUUGGAGAGCCACGUGUAUCUUUAGAAGGUUUCAAACCACUAACAAUUUUAAUGGAAAUUAUUGGAGCAAUACUAGUAAUUUUAGUUGCUGUUUGGUGUGGCUAUUAUAGAGGUGGCUUUUCUUGGAGUUCCAAUCCAAAGUUGGAAUAUAAUUGGCAUCCUCUAUUAAUGGUUAUUGGAUUUGUCUUUCUAUAUGCUAAUGGUAUGUUAAUAUAUAGAACACAAAGGAAUGCUCGAAAACGAGGACUCAAACUACUUCAUGGUGGCAUCAUGUUAUUCACUGUUACGUUAGUUGUAAUUGCUCUUGUGGCUGUGUUUGAUAGUCACAAUUUAAAUACACCACCAAUUCCAAACAUGUACAGUCUUCAUAGCUGGGUUGGACUUACUAGUGUAAUUUUAUUUUGUUGCCAGUGGCUUGCUGGGUUUGUAUCCUUCCUUUACCCAGGAUUACAUGUUUCAUUACGAGCUUCUUAUAUGCCUAUUCAUGUAUAUUUUGGUACUGCGGGUUUCGUUGGUGUAAUUGCUUCCUGCCUUAUAGGACUUAAUGAAAAAGCAUUCUUUGUUUUAUCAAAUGAUUACUCGAAGCUUGAAGGUGAAGCAAUAUUAAUUAAUGUAAUUGGAUUUCUACUACUUUUGUUUGGUGGACUAUCCAUUUAUCUGGUAACACAAGAACGUUAUAAACGGUUUCCUAAACCAGAAGAUGAAUCAUUAGUCAGUGGCAGAGCUCAGUAAAUAUCUAUGGUGCAUAACAAAUUUUCUUGAUUUUA
Molecule: messenger RNA, 850 nt
Organism: Habropoda laboriosa
Lineage: Eukaryota; Metazoa; Arthropoda; Insecta; Hymenoptera; Apidae
Product: cytochrome b561-like
Exons: 6
Coding region: 33-815 (260 amino acids)
Molecular function (GO): oxidoreductase activity
Source: RefSeq, a predicted model, not a curated record